This is a messenger RNA of Talaromyces proteolyticus, 1209 nucleotides long. RefSeq names its product putative DNA replication factor C subunit Rfc3. Lineage: Eukaryota; Fungi; Ascomycota; Eurotiomycetes; Eurotiales; Trichocomaceae. Gene Ontology annotation, molecular function: ATP binding; ATP hydrolysis activity; DNA clamp loader activity. Gene Ontology annotation, cellular component: Ctf18 RFC-like complex; DNA replication factor C complex; nucleus. The record is from RefSeq and is a predicted model, not a curated record. The coding region runs from base 1 to 1209 and encodes 402 amino acids. Gene Ontology annotation, biological process: DNA-templated DNA replication; DNA repair. The transcript has 4 exons.
AUGUCGGACUUCGAGGAUGAGAUGGACAUCGAUUCCUCUGCCAAAGGCGCCGCAAUGCAAUUCAGUUCCAACAACACGAAUUCCAAGGGUAAAAAGCUUGUUGCUGAUCUGCCCAUUGGCGCUGAGGACAAUUUGCCAUGGGUCGAAAAGUAUCGGCCAAGCUCGUUGGAUGAUGUUCAAGGGCACCAAGAUAUCCUAGCCACAAUCAACAGGUUUGUUGACUCACAUGUAUCGACUCCCACAUCUUCUACUGUACGGCCCCCCGGAACAGGAAAAACAACAACAAUCCUCGCCCUAGCUCGACGAAUUUAUGGAAGCAAAAACAUGCGUCAGAUGGUCCUGGAAUUGAAUGCUUCUGAUGAUCGAGGUAUUGACGUUGUUCGAGAACAAAUCAAGACAUUUGCAAGCACAAAACAAAUCUUCUCUGUCGCGCCCAGCUCUACGACAAACGGCGCCAAUUCACUCGGCGCAUUCAAAUUGAUUAUUCUAGACGAAGCCGACGCUAUGACAGCUACUGCACAAAUGGCACUCCGUCGGAUUAUGGAGAAGUACACAGCGAACACACGUUUUUGUAUUAUCGCAAACUACACACACAAACUUUCACCAGCUCUCUUGUCGCGGUGUACACGAUUCCGGUUCAGUCCGUUGAAGGAAGGCGAUAUUCGAGCCCUGGUAGAUAAAGUCAUCGAGGCAGAAAGUGUCCGGAUACAGCCUGAUGCAGUUGAGAGUCUGGUCAGGCUAAGUAAAGGCGAUAUGCGACGGGCGUUGAAUGUUUUACAAGCUUGCCAUACUAGUAGCCUACCUCUUCCUAUGCGCAACGCCCCCAAAGACCAACCUCCACCAGAACAUGAACUCGUCACUGAAGAAACAAUCUACAACUGCAUCGCCGCUCCUCAUCCUUCUGAUAUUCGCCAAAUUAUGACCACCCUCUUAUCCACGAGUGACGUAACGUCGUGUCUCAACACAAUCAACACACUGAAAUCAAACAAGGGUCUCGCCCUGGCCGAUAUCCUCAGUGCACUGAGUGAGCAACUACAAACCUUGGAGGUUCCAGCCCAGACACGGAUAAGCUGGUUAGAAGGAUUGGCUGAGAUCGAAUGGCGGCUCUCUGGCGGUGGCAGCGAGGUCGUGCAGACCGGUGGUCUCGUUGGCGUAGUGCGGAAUGGCUGUGAAUUGAUGGGCGAUAAGGGAGUUGCGAUGGAAUCGUGA